Xiphophorus hellerii (green swordtail) is the source of this 7952-nucleotide messenger RNA. It is a transcript of the gene chst3b, whose product is annotated as carbohydrate (chondroitin 6) sulfotransferase 3b. The coding region runs from base 484 to 1779 and encodes 431 amino acids. NCBI's taxonomy places the organism in Eukaryota, Metazoa, Chordata, Actinopteri, Cyprinodontiformes, Poeciliidae. Gene Ontology annotation, cellular component: Golgi membrane. The transcript is spliced from 3 exons. Gene Ontology annotation, molecular function: N-acetylglucosamine 6-O-sulfotransferase activity; chondroitin 6-sulfotransferase activity. Gene Ontology annotation, biological process: carbohydrate metabolic process; N-acetylglucosamine metabolic process. The record is from RefSeq and is a predicted model, not a curated record.
UGUUUGGGAUCGUUGAUGGCGCGCCUCCUGCUUGAAGCUCCGCUCCUCUGUAACCAAAGUUGAUUCAGUGCGAAUCAGUGAACUGCAACUGUGGAGUUCUCAUUCACUUACAGAGGAUGCUCUCCCCACCGACCUGAUCAACAUGGUUUUAUUGAACUCCCGUGAUUUGCUUAGCGGAACUCCACCAAAUGCUUCUUCGUUACGAAUGGAUCGUUUUCUGUCGCAGAAUUAAAGGCGCAUUUUGAGAGUAAUGGAAUCAGUUCCCCUGCCGAGUCGCACUUUGAGGAGAGGCUGAACAAGUGGAAUGCAAGCGGGACGCCUUCCGACAACAUAGCUCAUCACAAUGGAGGGGACAUUGCCUACAUUUGGGAACACAAAUAACUGGAAGGCUCCUUAAGAAGGUGGCUGAUGACCUGAAAGAUUGGCAGAACCCAAUUGGAAGCAGUGUGUAAAAAAUACAUCUAGACACACCCACGUCCGAGAAUGAGGAUCAAAUACACAAUACCCAUUGUCUUCUUUGUGGCACUUGUUAUCAUUGAGAAGGAAAACAGGAUCAUCUCGAGGGUGUCAGAUAAGCUCAACCUGAAGCAGACUCCCCAAACUCCGCUACAACCUGGUGCUUUCUCCCGCUUAGCACUGAAGCACAAUGUGUCCUUCCCCGCACUCAGCAAAGACUUCAAGAUGAUGAAGCGGCGCUUAGAGAACUACAGCGAACACCAGGACGUACCAACAAAAGGAAGGAAACAUGUUCUCCUGUUGGCCACCACCAGGACUGGAUCCUCGUUUGUAGGCGAGUUUUUCAACCAGCAAGGUGACAACAUGUUUUACCUAUUCGAGCCUCUGUGGCAUGUGGAGAAGAUGUUGACAUUGGACACUGGAGGUACUAAUGCUACUGCGUCGGCCAAGGCAUACCGUGACGUUCUCCAGCAACUUUUUCUGUGCGACUUUUCCCUGUUGGAAAGAUUCAUCGACCCGCUCCCUGUGAACCACAUAACCACUAGCCUCUUUCGCAGGGAGUCCAGCAGCUUUCUGUGUGAGGAGUCCGUCUGCAGCCCUGUUGUGAAAGGUGUUUUUGAGCGGUACCGCUGCAAGACGAGACGCUGUGGGCCACUGAAUCUGACCAUGGCAUCAGAGUCCUGCCUUAAGAAGGAUCACAAAGUCAUCAAAUCUGUAAGGGUUCGGCAGCUUGAAAAUCUCCGUCCACUUGCUGAGGAUCCACGUCUUGAUAUCAGAUUCAUCCAGCUGGUUCGGGAUCCCCGGGCUGUGCUGGCUUCGCGAAUGGUUGCAUUUGCUGCCAAGUAUAAGAGCUGGAAGGAGUGGGCCCUGGGUGGGGACGGGCCCCUCAAUGAGGAUGAGGUGAAGAAGCUCAAAGGCAACUGCGACAAUAUCCGAAUGUCUGCAGAAGUCGGCCUCAGGCAACCCCCGUGGCUGCGUGGUCGGUACAUGUUGGUGCGAUAUGAGGACAUUGCUCGUUUUCCCAUGAGGAAGGCAACAGAGAUGUUCCGAUUUUCUGGAAUUCCUUUCACUCCUCAAGUGAAAGCCUGGAUCCUGAAGAACACCCAGGUUUCUAAGGAGAUCAGCGGGGUUUACUCUACCCAGAAGAAAUCCGCUGAACAAGUAGAGAAGUGGAGGUUCAGUCUACCAUUCAAGAUAGCUCAGGUUGUGCAGAGAGCUUGUGGGCCAACACUGAAGCUAUUUGGGUACAAAUUUGUGAGCAGUGAAAAGAUGCUAACAGACAAAUCUAUAAGUCUUAUUGAAGAUAAAGUCAUUAGGGCUUAAAAUAAUAAUAAGUAGCACAAAAUGGAGGAAAAAGGACUGUUUUUUACUUUAUUUUCUUGAAGUGAGGUUCAAUGAAGUUAUUAUCAGUAAUAGUUUCCUUACCUGUAGUGGACUAAUGUCAUAUUCUAGUGAGUUUGCAGGAAAAGGGAUGGGGUAGAGUCAUUCAAACAGAUCACGUUUUAGAUCUUUUGGGUUAACCAUUGUCAGGAGACUGCUGUUAAAGUUGUAAAGUGUAGAUGGUUGGUGGUUAAUAUAAAAGCAUCAGAUGCAUUAGAUAGAACCACUUGUUAUUGAGGAUUUUAAAUUGCUAAGAUCAUAUGAAAUGAGUAACUCUGGGUAGCAAUUAGCCUUCCACUGCUCCUAUAGUUCAUAUAAUUUUCUGUUUAUUGAUGCUGCAUAUAACUUAUGGCAAUAUGACAUCAUUACAAGUAAGGGAACAUUAUUCUAUAUUUAUUUUUAUACUUAAUUUUUAUGUUUUUUAUUUUGGUUUUAUAUAAUAAUUUUGCUGAACCUCACUUAAAAAAUUUUUAAAUAUUCCUUUAAAAUCUCUUUGCAUUGAUUAUAUUUAUUGCUAUCAGUUCUUGUAAAACAGAUAGUCUGUUUUCUUUUUUUUUUUUUUACGAUUUAACAUAGUUUGAGGUCAUUAUUUAUAACCGAACUUUAAAGCUCAAUAAAAUAGAGGUUAGAUGUUUUUGCACUCGAAGCUGCUGCAACUCAUUGUUUGCUUUUUGUUAGGAAAGACCAAAUUUUAUAGCUGUGGCUUUGUGAACAACAAUGAGCAGUUUAACUAAAACACUUCCAGAAACCGCCACUCAUUGUUUCUUGAGAAGUUUUUGCCGCAGGAACAACAAAAACUAUGAUUGCACCAAAGACACACAAAAAUUAAAUUCUGUUGUAUUACAGGAUCUUUUCAUGCAAUAGUUCGUCUUUUAAAUUUGGGUAGUAAUCUCUCGUGAAAAUGUGUCUAUUUGUUCCUUUGUCUAUACUGUCUGAAUCUGCUAAUUUUGCACCCUUGCAGAAGUUACUAUUUUACAAAUCUGUAUUUUGACUUUGUUGAAGAAACAUUUCGUCACCUUCCUAAAAUAAUGGCUUAUGUCCUUUUUUUUCCAAAUGUAAUUUUGACAAAAAAAAAUUCUCCCUUUUUAUUACCAAAAGAUGAUUUAGGGAAACACUCACUUUAUGGCAAAAGAAAAAAAUAAAAAUACUUAGGCCAUAAGUUUAGAAAGGUGACAAUAUUUUGCCAAAAGCUGUUCAAAAUGUUUGCUAGGUGGUAAAGAUCACCUGAAGCAGAUGUCGCUGCUCUACUGUAAGCUAACAUUCCAACUGCAGCUGGUUUGCAGGAUUGUGCAAGGUUUCUCGACAGGUCUCUGUUCACUCAGCUCUUUUGGCAGGCGCUGAUAAGAGGCCACAAUACCCUGACCUCUAUUUAUGUGCUGAUGCUUGCCUUUUGUCUUUUGCAAUAAAUCAACUUUUAAAUUAAAUGCAAGUGUUUAUUUUUUGUAAAUGGAAAAAAAGAAGGAAAACAAACAAAAAAAACCAUAACGAACAAACAAACAAAAACUGCAAACAGAUACGGAAACAGACUACAGUCCUGACCACAGUAGCCUGGAUGUUUUUCAAAUUAGAGAUUUUGUCCCAGAUUUGCAGCUCCUGCCAACGCGUAGGCGUAGUAUUUAGUGAGACAAGCUGAGAUUUUCGCUUGUUGCAUCAGUAAUUGACGGAUGAUUGAUUGAGAAAAGCACACAUUACCACAGAAUCCCUUCUUAAUCAACUAAAGUCUUAACAAUCUGUUUUAUAGCACUAAAUGAAUUCACGAUUGUUGGUUGUAAAACAGAACUACCAACUGAGUGGUGUGAAACACUAAACAUUGUUGUUAAAUUCCUUUCAGACUGUGAUAAAGUAACAGUGGUGACGAUUUGACUGAAACGGAUUAAAAUUAUUAAACGAUAUGUUCAUAAAGCCUCAUCUUUUCAGCAAGCUGCUGUAUGUCACUGAAAAAGAAAAUCAACAGAAAAUAAAAAUGUAUUUCAAUUAAAAGUUUAAAAAAAACAUUAAUAUAUUUUUAGCAUUGAUUGGGUAUUUUUUAUGAUUAUGGGAUAAAGCAUACAUUCUGUUUUUCAGAUAUUUUCAUAAUUACAUAUAGCCAACAAAAAGGGUUAUAGCCAACUGAAAAUUAGAUCUCCACACUGCACAGUAUAGGUACUGAAUACUUGAUCAGGGCCUCUUUUGCACAAAUUACUCCAUCAGUGUGGAGAAAGCCAGGCGUGCUUUUAUAGUGGACAUCAGGAAUGGGUUAAAACAAGGUCAGAGUUAUUCUGAAUGCAGCUGUCUGUGGUUGUUCUUGAAGCUCUGACUUCAGCUGCAAUUUACGCCUCAUGAAAUUCCCUUAAAUUCUUCAAAGAACUUUGCUUCACUAUUUUUUGAGGGAGCAGUUAACCCUGUUGCUUGUGCACCUUUUUCUACCACACUUUUUUCCUUUCACUCAACCUGAGUUGCAGGCUCUUUAGCAAUGGUCUCCAUUUGGAGGAUGUCAUUGAUCUUCUGCAUCAGCUCUCAAGUCAGGACUUUUCCCUAUGAUUGAAUUGGUCACAGCAUUUCUGUAUUAUUUUUAUAAUUUGAUACAUUUCUGAGAAUCUGAACUUUGGGUUGUCAUCAAGGUUUCUUGUUUUUUGUUUGUUUCUUGUCUUUCUUUGGAUGGGUUUUUACUGAAAUGAAAUUUUGUUGUGCUCCUGUAAGAUAACAAUAAAGGCAUUCUGAUUCUGACAUAAGCUACAAUCAUCAAAGAUAGCAGAAAUAAAUACUUAGAAUAAAUUGAUCUGUGAGUAAUGUAUUCAUAAAUAUUAGUUUUACUUUUUUUAUUGAAAUGCAGAAAUAAUUAAUUUUAUGAUGACCAUCAUCUGGUAAAACAAAUUAUCCAAACACAAAUUGUUUGGAUAAUUUUUUAUCCAAACAAAUUAUUACAAGGUUUGGUACUAAAAAUGUCUGUGCUGUGAUGGUGGGUGGCAAAGGUAAAAUUAUAACCAAAAUAGCAAAAGUAAAACAAAUUAUUACAAUAAAUGAGCUGUGAAGAAAGCUGCGAACUGUGAAAACUCUGCCCCCCCUUUUUUUUUUUUUUAACUUUUUGUUCCAUGUUUAAAAUUUGUUGCCAGUCUGGGUGUGGAUGUGUUCUGUUGUUUUACUGUACAAAUCACACCAAUAAUUUUCUGUUUUUAGUCUGUUUGUGUUGGCAUUAGCUACAGAGAAACCACUAAGUGCUGUCAUCAUCUGUACACAUUUUUACAAGUUUAGACUUUUAAUAUAAAGCAUUAAAUGUUCCCUUGUGGAGGCUUCCCAAAGUCAGAGGAACUCCUCACCAUGUGUCGGCUCCUCCAGUUCACGUUUUGAGUCUCAUUCACCACAAACAGGAGUCAGUUGAGUAUGUUUUUAAUCAAAAGAUUUAAGAACAAACUACAACAAGAAUCAAGUUACAAUCAAAUCAGUACGUAUACCUCAGUUAAAACGAUGGACUUAAAUCAUUCUCCCUUUUAAUCCUUUACUAAAGCUAAUGUUUGAGCUUUCAGCACCAAGCUAGUUGAAUAACUGCAGCGACAGAUGCCCUCACUGCCAGUGUGUUUACCACUGUGGGCCCAGCUAUUUAAAUCUCCCAACCCAGUAAUUACCCCAUCCUUACAUAUAGUGUGGUCUAAGCCAUUUUAGUCCACCUGACCCCACCCGCAUACACAACUGCAGCAUUUAUGCAGUCUUUCUCUAACACCAAUCAAGUUUUCUUCUCCUGUUACACCAAAAUGAUUUAUUUGAUUUAACAUCUAUCCAUUCAUUCACUGCUGAGCUUUACAGCAGUUUCACUCAGAAUUACAAAUCACUGUCUGGUCUCAGUGGUUGUGCUAUUUUUGAGGAAAAAAAGCAUGAUCCCAGGUCUUCAGAAUCAGGAAAGAAUUUGUUGCGAGAAGAGGCUCAGCAUUCAUAAACUCCACUGCUGUGACUUAAUGUGGGAUGUGUUGAGGGUGGAGUCGCUGCUUGGUUGGAGCAAAUAUAGAAUAACCACUUUCCGCUGAAUUAAAGCCUUCUCAGCCCCCCUCCUCAGCCAUCAAAUGAGGGCAUUUAGGUAAACCACACCCUCCUGCCUUUUUUAUACGGCUCUCUGCCACAUCAACCGUGAGCAGUUUGAAAUAUGCAAAACAGUCCAAUCUGUGAUAAACAGAGAAAACUGAGGUGAUUCCAACACGUCUCAGAGAUGCACAUAAAACUUAUGUCGCUGCUGGAGAUAAUGAUGGCUGAAGAGAGGAGAUAAAUCUAAAUACACGGCAAAUGAUCACAUACUGAGGAAUGCAAUUCAUAAAGCUCAAGUUGUUGCAUGAGAUAAUGAGUGACUGCGCUAGACGCAGAAAGAGAAAUUUACACUCCAGACUCACAGCAAUAAAUUGAGAUAAACAGAGAAAAAUUGAACAGUUCCGUCACCUAAAAGUAGUGUUUUGUUUUACGUAACUCUUCAAUGGGAGUUUUUCAGCCAAACAUAACCUCUGUUCAGACAGUUGCCUAUGUUUUGACAAUUAUUUGAUUUAGUUAUGUGAAUGACGCAAUUCUUUUUUGCUGUCAUGCUGUCUCCAAGACAAAUAAACACAACCUGUGUUUUAGGAAACUAUGAACAGCUGACGUACCAGACGUAAAAAGUUUUAAAAGCAAAUAUGAACUUCUCAAUUUUCUUCUAUACAGUGAUUGUCACGAUUCUUGAGUGUUUGGCUUAUGGUGCUUAUGAUGGGUUAUUUAGGUUUCAGAGUUCAUGUUUUCACAGCUUGUUUUUGAGUUCCUUCUGAAUAGUUUCUCUAGGUUAUUCCUUAGGUUAUGUUAUUCUCUUUCUGUUUUAUUUCAGUCAGUCUUAUUACAUGUUCCCUUUAUUCCUUGCUCAUCAAGUUUGUUAAUGCCUAAUUUCAUAGUUUAUACUUGAGCCUUGCUUGUUUUUAUUUUUCCCCCUGGCAUUACUCCUGUCAUGUUCUUUUAAAGUUAGUGUCUUGUUUAUGUUUUUAUUCUAUUUGUUUUUUUCACUGUUGUCUGGGAGGUUUUGCUAUGUUUCCUUAUGUUUAAUUUCUUUUCCCAAAAUUGCAUUAAUUUUCUUAGAAUACUCUCAGGCCAAUUUGACCUUUAGAUUCCUAUUUUGUCUCAGUUCAGCUCCUAUGUCUCUCCAAUUAAACCCAAUGAAUCCACAAGUGUUAUUCCAUCUCAUAUAUAAGUUAUACUACUUGCCUCUUUCUUCAGCUAUUUAAGUUCCUGGCUUGAUUAUCUGUUUUGUUUUGUUCUGUUUAAUCCCAUGAUUGUGCCAAGCCUAAUUAAGUUUUUGCCUUUUUAAAAUAAAUCAUCACCAUGUCACACUUCAGCAGUCCUUUGAACACUGGCUCAGAAAGAACUCCCAUGAAGUUGUAUUCACGUCCCUUAAACGUUUGCACGUAUUGCAUUGCUACAACCACAAACUUUCAUAAAGUUUAUUGGAAUCUUUUUUGAUAUAUCAUAAAAAGAAAAAACUAAAAAUUUAACACAUAAAAAUCUAAGACGUGCACUUGCCUUUUUGUUCAUUCUCUUUGCGUCAAUAGCUUUUGCUCUAAUGACAGCUUUGGGAGACAUCUUUACAAGCUUUGCACGUCUGGAGUCUGAAACUUUGACCUAUUCUCAUUUGCAAAAUAGUUCAAGCUCACUUCAAUUGGAUGGCAAGCAACUGUCAACAGCUUUUGUCAACUCUUGAUACAGAUCUAGAUCUGUGCAUUACAUUAUUUUAUCUAUCCCAUUCUUGCUCUGAGUUCAUGUUUUGUAUUGCUGUCAUGAAUGUGAACCUCCUCUUGUUAUUUUAAUACAGAAUCCAAUAUUGCUCUGUAUUUAACUCCAUCUAUCUUCCUACAGUCUCUGACCAGCUUCCAUGUUCAUGCAUUUUCUCACAAUGGUGCAUCCACCAACAUGUAAGAGACACUAACCCCUAACCUGUGGGUCUGUGUAACUCUCAGAGUCACCAUUGGUGUCUUGGCUGCUUCUUUGAUAAAUGCCUUCUCUGUCUGGGAACAGUUGUGUUUUGACAGGUUUUUAAGUUCUAUAAUUUUCUUCCCCUAUUCAGGUGAUGGGUUCAAAAUGUUUGGAUAUUGAUUUAUAACCCAACGCUGUGUUGAGAUUAAAAACUUUCAACAAAUUUC